This is a messenger RNA of Salvia hispanica, 3588 nucleotides long. It is a transcript of the gene OVA2, whose product is annotated as tRNA synthetase class I (I, L, M and V) family protein. Lineage: Eukaryota; Viridiplantae; Streptophyta; Magnoliopsida; Lamiales; Lamiaceae. The record is from RefSeq and is a predicted model, not a curated record. Gene Ontology annotation, biological process: mitochondrial translation; isoleucyl-tRNA aminoacylation. Gene Ontology annotation, cellular component: mitochondrion. Gene Ontology annotation, molecular function: isoleucine-tRNA ligase activity; aminoacyl-tRNA deacylase activity; tRNA binding.
CUAUACAAGAAACCAAUUCAGUCUAAUCAGGUAUAUUCGGGGUUCGUCUGUGUUUUUUUUUCCUGAAUGGAAGAGUAAUGGAUGCAACUGCAGAAAUGAGAGCGAGUAGAAAUGGACUCCACCCUGUUCACUAAACCCACAACUUUCUAUUCCCUCACCAAAAUGGCUGCGCAGAAAUUUUCUCACAGGGCUCCGUUGCUACAAAAUUACUCAUAUUUUAGGAAUACAAAUGCUUCCAGCCUAUUACAUUCACGAAGAACCUCUUCAUCGAGAGUCUUAUCCCUCUUAAAUGUGACCCGCUAUUCUACUUGCUCUGGUCAAGAAUAUUGUUCGUCAUCAAAGAGAAGAUCACGUGGUCCUGUCAUGGCAGCAAAAAAAUCUGAAGGGGAAAAACAGGGAGAUGGCAAAUACAAGCACACAGUCGACCUUCCUAAAACUGCAUUUGGCCUAAGAGCAAAUUCUGUUGUAAGGGAGCCUGAAAUACAAAAAUUAUGGGAUGAAAAUCAGGUGUUUGAGAGGGUUACCAGCAGGAAUACUGGGGGAAGCUUUGUGCUCCAUGACGGGCCUCCUUAUGCAAAUGGGGAUUUACAUAUGGGACAUGCCUUGAAUAAGAUUUUGAAGGAUAUUAUCAACCGCUAUAAGCUUCUUCAGAAUUUCCAAGUCAGUUAUGUGCCUGGUUGGGAUUGCCAUGGGUUGCCAAUUGAACUGAAAGUUUUGCAGUCUCUGGAUCAGGAUGCUAGAAAGGAGCUCACACCACUAAAAUUGAGAGCAAAGGCAGCAAAGUUUGCUAAAUCAACUGUCAAGAAUCAGCUGGCAGCAUUUAAGCGGUAUGGCAUAUGGGCAGACUGGGAGAAUCCAUAUCUCACUCUGGAUCCAGAGUAUGAAGCUGCUCAGAUUGAAGUGUUUGGGAAAAUGGCGUUGCAAGGGUAUAUCUAUAGAGGAAGGAAACCAGUACACUGGAGUCCUUCGUCUCGAACUGCUCUUGCAGAGGCUGAAUUGGAGUAUCCUGAGGGGCAUGUUUCAAAGAGCAUGUAUGCCGUUUUCAAAUUAGUCUCUGGCACAACUUCAUGUAAACUGUUAGAGGAUUUCUUGCCCAAUUUGGGCUUGGCCAUAUGGACUACAACUCCAUGGACUAUUCCUGCCAAUGCUGCUGUUGCUGUGAAUUCAAAGCUUCAAUAUGCUGUUGUUGAAGUUCAUUCCAAUUCUGUGGAAACUAUUGGAUCUUCAGCCAAUAAAGAGAAACAAAUUGGAAGAAUCUUGAAGGAAAAUGAAAACCUGCACUUAAUUGUUGGAUUAGACCUUGUGACAACUCUAGAAGCAAAAUGGGGUGUGAAGCUUACUGUGAAGGCAACAGUUACAGGUGCAGAGCUAGAGAAUUGCAGGUAUGUUCACCCUGUUGAGAGUAGAGAAUGCCCAGUCGUCAUUGGUGGGGAUUACAUCACGACUGAGUCAGGAACCGGGCUAGUUCAUACUGCUCCUGGUCAUGGACAAGAAGAUUAUGUGACUGGCCUUAAAUAUGGUUUGCCGGUCCUCUCCCCAGUAGAUGAUGAAGGGAAAUUUACCGAAGAAGCUGGACAAUUUAAUGGUCUUGACGUACUUGGAAACGGCAAUAUUGCUGUUAUUGAGUGCUUGGACGAAAACUUAUCAAUGAUUAUGGUUGAGCCAUAUAAUCACAAGUACCCAUAUGAUUGGCGAACAAAGAAGCCCACGAUUUUCAGGGCAACUGAGCAAUGGUUUGCUUCAGUAGAAGGAUUCCGUAAGACUGCAAUGGAUUCGAUUAGCCAAGUAACCUGGAUUCCUUCGCAGGCAGAAAAUCGAAUUUCGGCCAUGACUUCAAGUCGUUCUGAUUGGUGCAUCUCGCGGCAAAGAACUUGGGGUGUUCCAAUUCCAGUUUUUUAUCACGUGGAAUCGAAGGAACCAUUGAUGAACGAAGAAACUAUAGAUCAUAUCAAAUCUAUAAUAUCUCAAAAGGGGAGCGAUGCAUGGUGGUACAUGAAGGUAGAGGAAUUGCUUCCAGAAAAGUAUCGCGACCAAGCAUCAAGCUAUGUAAAAGGAACAGAUACAAUGGAUGUUUGGUUUGACUCAGGUUCUUCAUGGGCUGCAGUACUGGGUAAGAGAAAUGGUCUUAGUUACCCUGCAGAUUUGUACCUCGAGGGUACAGAUCAGCACCGUGGCUGGUUCCAAAGUUCGUUGCUGACAAGUAUUGCUGCAAAUGGAAAGGCUCCAUAUCGUGGCGUCAUAACCCACGGAUUUGUACUUGACGAGAAGGGUUUCAAGAUGAGUAAAUCUGUAGGCAAUGUUGUCGACCCAAGAAUUGUGAUUGAAGGAGGAAAAGGCCAGAAGGAGGGCUUUGGUGCAGAUGUACUUAGGUUAUGGGUCUCCAGUGUAGAUUAUUCCGGUGAUGUCAUGAUUGGAAAUACAGUCCUUCGUCAAAUGUCGGACAUAUACAGGAAACUAAGAGGAACCUUGCGAUUUCUCCUGGGGAACUUGCACGAUUGGAAAGCUGAUUAUGCUGUUCCAUAUAGUGAGCUCCCGAUGAUAGAUCAGUAUGCGCUGUUUCAACUUGAAAAUGUCGUGAAGAACAUCAAAGAGAGCUAUGACAAUUACCAGUUCUUCAAGAUUUUUCAGAUCAUUCAGCGGUUUGUUGUUAUUGAUCUCUCAAGUUUCUACUUGGAUGUCGCCAAAGAUCGACUUUACGUCGGGGGAACCACGAGCUCUACAAGGAGGAGUUGUCAAACAGUCCUUGCUGCACAGCUGCUUUCCGUGUCAAGGGUGCUUUCUCCUAUAUUACCGCAUUUAGCUGAGGACGUAUGGCAGAAUCUUCCUUUCCCAUUCACUACAGCCGAAGGCCAUGUUGCAAAUUUUGUCUUUGAGGCAGGGUGGCCCGUGCCGAACGAAAGACAUCUUGCAUUCCCAGAAGACGACGUCAUCUUUUGGGGGAAGAUUCUUGAGCUGAGAAAUGAGGUGAACAAAGUGCUCGAGGUAGCUCGUACACAGAAGUUGAUUGGCUCUAGUUUAGAGGCGAAGGCCUACCUCUAUGCAUCUGAUGAUGAUCUGGUUUCCAGACUGGUUAGCUUGUGCUCGUCCGAUAAUGAGGCUGACACGUUGCAUCGGAUCUUCUUGACGUCUCAGGUUGAGAUUCUUCGCACCAUAGACGAUGUGAAAGAGGAUGAUAUAGCUUGCAGCGGAGAAUACCUUAUUGAUGACACAAGCAAGGUGUGGAUCGGUGUGUCUCGUGCAGAUGGGUCAAAAUGUGAGAGAUGUUGGAAUUUCUCACCCCAAGUUGGUAGUUAUGACGACCACCCAUCGCUUUGUAGCCGGUGUCACAGUGUCGUCAGCCACCCAAUUCCUGCUCUUGCUGCAGCUAGUUAGACAUUUUCCAAUGUCGUGGCAGGCCUUCGGGUUGUGGCUAGUUUCUGGGGCAGGUGGUGGAGGUAUAAUAAGUCCGUGGAGCAAUGCACAAUUUUUGUUCUGAAACAGAUUCAUCAAUCUGCACAUAUUUGAAGCUUAAUUUUUUGCCACUCUCUCGAUACUCUACGUUUUGAAUUUUUCUCAUUUGAGAAGUAGUAACAUGAUAUUCACAGGAAA